UCACAGGCAGCUGUCUCUAUUAAAGUUGCUCCAGUCUGCACACUUCCCUAUUGAGUGAGUUCCUCUGCAAAGAUGAAGUUCGUUUACUUUUACUUGCUGAGCUCAAUUGUACCAGCUUUUCAUAAUGCUGGGGCAGUGGAAGAUAAAGCAGAGGAAACGAAAGAUGAACAUUUUGCUGCUGCUUGUCCUGUGAGGCUGGAAGCAAGUGGACAGUGUAAAGAAGGGGAGGAGUGCUCUUACCAGAUGAACCUGCCUUCCCUGACCAUCCAGCUACCCAGGUCAUUUAGCAUGAUUGAACAGGUAUUCAAAGAAGUUCAAAAUCUCAAGGAAACUGUAAAUAAUCUGAAGAAAUCUUGCCAAGAAUGUAAACUGCAAGCUGAUGAUAACCAAGAAAUGGGAAGACAUGAACCACUGCAGCCUAACACAAAAGCUCCUGAAAAGGAGAGUGACAACAGAAUUAAGGAAUUAGAGAGUGAAGUUAACAGGCUGUUUUCCAAUCUGAAGGAUGCAAAAGAUGAAAUUAACUCACUUCAUGGUCGCCUGGAGAAUCUCAACUUGGUAAACAUGAACAACAUAGAAAAUUACGUUGACAGCAAAGUGGCUAAUCUGACAUUUGUGGUGAACAGCUUGGAUGGCCAAUGUUCAUCUAGGUGUUCAAACCAGUCGGAAUCGAAUUCAGCUUCUGCAAAUAUUCAACAACAUCUAAUAUACAGAGACUGUUGGGAUUAUUAUGGGAAAGGCAGAAAGAGCAAUGGAAUCUACCAAGUUACGCCUGAUCCAAGAAAUAAGAGCUUUGAAGUUUAUUGUGACAUGGAAACCAUGGGUGGAGGAUGGACAGUAAUACAGAACCGUCUAGAUGGAAGUACUAACUUCAACAGAACAUGGGAGGACUACAAGAAAGGCUUUGGAAACCUUAGCAGGGAGUUCUGGUUAGGUAAUGAUAACAUUCACCUUCUGACCAAGAGUAAGGAAAUGGUCCUUAGAAUUGAUCUUGAAGAUUUUAAUGCUGUCAAGUUAUAUGCUGUGUAUGAUCAGUUCUAUGUGGCCAAUGAAUAUCUCAAGUACCGUUUACAUAUUGGUAAUUAUAGCGGAACUGCUGGAAAUGCUCUGCAUUUCAACAGACAUUAUAACCACGACCUUAAAUUUUUCACCACCCCAGACAAAGACCACGAUAGGUAUCCCUCUGGAAACUGUGGACUUUACUACAGUUCUGGUUGGUGGUUUGAUGCAUGUUUAUCUGCAAACUUAAAUGGCAAAUACUACCACCAAAAAUACAAGGGUGUCUUCAAUGGCAUUUACUGGGGUACCUGGCCUGGCAUGACUAGUGGUGAACCAAAUGGCUUUAAGCAUUCCUUCAAGAGGGCAAAAAUGAUGAUUAGACCAAAAUUACUUUCACCAUAAGUUACUACUCAUUCUACCAGCUUUUCAUCUAGUUAUUUUCCUCAGCAUUUUCUCUUCCUUCCCCUCUUUUCCCCUUCUCCUCACUUCCCUUCCCUUUUGCAAUAAAUGCCUUCUAUAUACAAUUUGAUAUUUUCUCCCAGUUAAUCUUAAGACAAUCUUUCCAUAACCAAAAUAUAUAUCUAAUGAGUUUAAAGCAGACGUAAUAUUUUAAAUAAGACAAAAUGAUAGUAAUAGCUUCUUGUGAAAGUCUUAAGUUUUUUUGUUGUUGCUACUAUCCAAAAGUACAUUUGGAAACAAUGGUGUUUAUAUUUCAAUUCAAUUAUAUAUAUAAUUCUAUUAAUCAAAAGAAAUAUCCCUUUUGUAGAGAUAGUGGCAUUUGUUAGCUUUAUUUUCGACAACUGCAACUCUUAAUUUCUUCAUCCAAAUGGCCUGUUUUAAUACAAGUAAGCUAUGCCUGGGUAUAAGCUAGACACUUCGGGCACACAAACUUUUUCAAGUCAUAAGUUACACUUAUAAAACUGAAUAAACUGUUAUUCUGCUAUUCUUUUUGUUUCCCUAUGUGUCUAACACAUAUCCUGGAACUUUCUCACUUAAAUAAAGCUUGACUCUAUAUCUAUUAUAUAACCUCAGAUAAAUAAUUACUAAGCAGUCCUAUGGACAUGCCUAUUAUAUAUAACCUCAGAUAAAUAAUUACUAAGCAGUCCUAUGGACCAUGCUUUUCUAUACAUUGUUAUGAAAGAAUAUUCAUACUGUUAUGAAAAUAUCUCAACAUUUUUUGGAAUUUGUAAGCCAUAAAAGCAGUUGGAAAUAAUAUGUCUUGACAAUCACUGUUUAAAGACAAUCUGUUCACUGUUCAUAAACUUGUCAGAUGCUUGAUACCAAAGACUGCUUCAAUAUAAAAAAAAAAGUCUUUCCUCUGUUCACUGUGCACAAUGGUUUCUUAUUUAAGGUUGCUCAUUUGUGCCAGACUACUGGUAGAGGGUUUUUUAGUGGAGGGGAAAUGAAGUAUUUGUUUGCAAGUCAAAAUACUCUGAAAGUCAAUUUUCUUUCUUUGUGACAUUGUAAUAAAAUGUUUUUCCACAUAGAAAAUUAAGUUUCCUAAAAUUGUUCAUAAUAUAUUUAUCAUAGAUAGGUCAAAGUUGGAUUUACUAAUUUUAACCUAUAUAUUAUUUGCCCAUUAUUAGUAUAUUGUUGCUUUCAAAAAAGAGAAAGAAAAAAUGGAGCCUCUUGAUUCUUUAUCAUCAAUCAGUUUCUGACACAUACAUCAUACUAUAUGGAAUUUGUAAAAAAAAAACACACAAAAAAAAGUAUGCCUAAUUUAGCUAUUGUAGAAAUUACAUGCAUCUGAAAGGCCAACAAUGAUAUCCUAUGAAAUGUGCUGAGCACCCAAAAAAUGCUAUAAUAACCCACUCUGUAUUAUAUUUGAAUCAGCCUAAACACAUCUGCUCUUAAACUUUUCAGUGAUUCUUUCUGAUCUGGUAGCAAAAUAUUCAAAUUAGGUUUAAUUAAGUUGCAUGUUUUGUUCACUACUUUAUAAUUAUUUUUUUCAUAGAAUAGGGCACACAAUUGCUUCCAGUGAUCACAAUUUAUUCUCCAAAACAUUCAGCUCAUAGCUAUCUUAGCCAAAGAUGAUAUAUGAAGUCACCACUUUAAGAAGGAAGAUGUAUCAAAUUGUAUGAAAUAUACAAACCAUUAAAUCAAUAUUCAGCUAAACACGGGAAUCAUGUAUUUAACCACAAUGUUUCUGACUAGGUUAAAAAUGUAAAAUUAAGAAAUUUUGAAAUGUAAAAUGAAGCUCAGCAAUGAGCAAAAUGCAAACUAUUGGUGAAUGCUUCAAAGGAAGUAUGGAUUUCAAACAUAUGUUUUGUAUUUUGCUUGAUCUUAUCUAUUUUUCACAUUUAAAAUACCAAUACUGUAAAAUAGGUAACUUUGACUUGGAGUAAAAAAAUUACACAAUAUUUAUUUCAACUAAUAUAUAAAGUGGCUAAUAUAUGAAAGAAUUUACUAAAUGUUAUGUUAUCUUAUAUGAAGUCAAGUGAUAUAAGAUACCCUAAGGUGAAAUUAUCUUUGUCAAAAAUCUGCUUGUAUGAAUGGAAACCAUGUUGAUUUUAUGGGGGAUUCAGAGUCACACUUUAGAAUUCAAUAGUAUAUAGAUUUAUUAGUAUAUAGAUAUUCAAGAAAUAUCUUGUUUUAACUCUUCUAUCAUUGGGGCAAAGGGGUAUUUUCUUCCUGAUCUUUUUAAAAUCUCUUCCUUUCUCACAAAAUUCCCCAGACUUAAUAUUGUGAAGAACUGGCCACUAGAAGGUGUGCAUCUGGUUUUUAUUCCAAUAUCAAGACUAUGAUCAUCUUAACUUUUGGUGGGAACAAACUGAACUAGAACUGGCCAAAGGGAUGUCCUCUUCUCCAGAGUACUGCAUCAGUGAAUGAGGCUUUAAACUACUUAGUUAUGCUAGUCACAGACAUAGCUUAAGUUAACCCUGAAUUACAGAGAACUCUAUGACAGGAUGGGACCUCUCUUCUCAAGAGUUUAGUUUAUUCUUCAAUUUAAAAAGCUUAAGUAGAUCUUUUCUGAAUUUUUGGUUGUGAGUCCACAAUUUAAACUUAUAUCACUGAUACUAUACAUGGUACCACUAAAAAUUAACUUGGGCUAAUAUCCAUACAUAGGGUACAAGAAUUACCUAAUUUAUUAAUUAACUCCUAUACAAUUCCAUCAUGAAAGUAAAAUCAUUUGUUAGCAAUCUUAAUGACAGCUACUAUUCCAUGAAAAUAUUGACUAGAGUUAGACCCUUGGAAAUGCAAAAUAUGUGUAAAAGUCAUAUGUACCUGGGAAAAAAAGCUCAUUUUAGUGUCAGGGAUUAAUUAACAUAUUAAACUAAGGAAAUAUUAGUUAAAUAACAGCAUAAAUAUAAAAAAAGCCAAGCUAAAAAUGUGAAUUUGCUAAUAAUUGUUUCAUGUUUUUGGAUAGCCACCCAAGUUCAGUUUUAGCUGUGAUAUAUAAUUUUUAAGAUAAAGGUGAAAAAAAUCUUUGGGUAAAGUUGAUAAGAUUUUGUAAAUAUGAUUUGUAUUUUUCUGUGUUUAAAAUGGUCUUAUGUAAUAGCUUUUAAAUUUUGUAAAAUAAAAGAUUAAUCUGAGAAUA
Molecule: messenger RNA, 4537 nt
Organism: Phascolarctos cinereus (koala)
Lineage: Eukaryota; Metazoa; Chordata; Mammalia; Diprotodontia; Phascolarctidae
Gene: FGL2
Product: fibrinogen like 2
Source: RefSeq, a predicted model, not a curated record